AAUAUUGAAAAAUUAUAGGUAUCCGCUGUGAUUGAUAUCGUAAUUAAAUGUUUGUACAAUGUUAUUAUACGGGUAGUUAUCUGCUUUGUUAUAAUAUUGUACAUUGCUGUUUUAAUUGAGCUGAUAUUACGAAUUUCUUGUGAUCAGGAUACUGGACACAAUCAUAUGUAUAAUACAUAUUUGAAGCAUUGUCAAUAAGAGAUUCAGUUUCUUUUAAGAAGAGAAGUGUGAAUAUCUAUUAAUAUUAAGAAAAACAGUUGAAAAAUGGCACAAAGUGCUUGUUUACUAUCUCGAAUAGUGGCUUCUUCUAUAACUGCUACAGUAAGAGCAGGUAAAAUUAUAAGAGAUGUUAUGGCUCAUGGAGGCCUAAAUAUAGUAGAGAAAGGCAAGGAUGAUUUACAAACUGAAGCUGAUCGUUGUGCUCAAAGGUGUAUUAUUGCUUCAUUAAGCCAGCAAUUUCCAAAUAUUACCAUUAUUGGUGAAGAAGGAGCAUCAAACUGUGAGGUACCGUCUGAUUGGAUUGUAACAGAUGUGGAUCAAGAAGUACUAAAAUUAAAGUUACCAGCCUAUCUGGAAGAUAUUGAUCCUAAAGAUGUGUGUAUUUGGGUAGAUCCAUUGGAUGGGACGUCAGAGUAUGCACAAGGUCUUGUGGAACAUGUUACAGUACUAGUAGGAGUGGCAGUUGGACAUAGAGCAGUUGGAGGUAUAAUUCAUCAGCCGUAUUAUAAAAAUACAGAAAAUGAAAUACUAGGACGUACUCUCUGGGGUAUUAAUGGUGUGGGAUUUGGUGGGUUUGCACCAACUCCUCCACCAGAAGGAAAAAGAAUAAUUACAACUACAAGUUCACAUUCAGAUAGCAAUGUUCAAGCAGCUAUAAAUGCUUUAUCUCCUGAUGAAGUUUUACGAGUUGGUGGUGCAGGAUAUAAGGUGAUACUUUUAAUGGAAGGCAAGGCUCAUGCUUAUGUGUUUGCUAGUAAAGGUUGCAAAAGGUGGGAUACUUGUGCCCCUGAAGCUAUUCUUUACGCAGUUGGUGGCACACUAACUGACUUUUAUGGAGAGCAGUAUUCCUAUAAUGCAGAAACAGCAUAUUCAAAUGACAAAGGUGUGUUAGCUACUGCCCCUGGUCAAACUCAUCAAUGGUAUUUAAAUCACAUACCAUAUGAAAUAAAACAAAAAUUAGGACAGUAGUGUCCUAUAACUUUAUAGAAAAUGUUUUAAUAUAUAUUUAAAUAGGAUAUUGAAAGAUUCUGAGAACAUGGCUAGAAUAGAAAAUUUCAACCUUUUUCUUUUUGCACUUCAAACUUUUUAUAAUUUUAGUAAGAAGUAAAUUAAAAAUAUGUUCUGAUACAAGUUCACUAAAUAUCUAUAGUUACAGCAUCUUUUAAACCUUUUUGGAACAAAUGUAAAUAUAAAGGAAGAAUAUAUUUAAAUUGGUAAUGUCUCA
Bombus terrestris (buff-tailed bumblebee) is the source of this 1444-nucleotide messenger RNA. Its product is annotated as 3'(2'),5'-bisphosphate nucleotidase 1. The record is from RefSeq and is a predicted model, not a curated record. Gene Ontology annotation, molecular function: 3'(2'),5'-bisphosphate nucleotidase activity. The coding region runs from base 265 to 1188 and encodes 307 amino acids. Gene Ontology annotation, biological process: phosphatidylinositol phosphate biosynthetic process. The transcript is spliced from 5 exons. NCBI's taxonomy places the organism in Eukaryota, Metazoa, Arthropoda, Insecta, Hymenoptera, Apidae.